Messenger RNA from Bathycoccus prasinos, 717 nucleotides. RefSeq names its product ThiJ/PfpI domain-containing protein. Lineage: Eukaryota; Viridiplantae; Chlorophyta; Mamiellophyceae; Mamiellales; Bathycoccaceae. The transcript has a single exon. The record is from RefSeq and is a predicted model, not a curated record. The coding region runs from base 1 to 717 and encodes 238 amino acids.
AUGACUAAAAUUGCCAUCUUGUGCACGUCCGCGACGACGUUCGGCAAAUCCGCGGAGAAGAAACCAACCGGCGUGUGGUUGGAAGAAAUCGCCGUGCCGUAUUAUUCCAUGAUGGAAAAGAAAUUUUCAGUCGAUUUCUUCUCUAUCAAAGGCGGGGAAAUCCCAAUAGACGCAGGAUCGCGAGGCGAAGGGUUUUACACGCCAGAGUGCGUGAAAUUCGAUAAAGACGACACCGCGCAAGCUUUGAUGAAGACAUCGAAAGGUUUAUCCGAAUUAAACGUGGAAGAAUACGACGGCGUUUUCUUACCCGGAGGCCACGGAUGUUGCACUGAUUUCUACCAAAACCAAGAGUUGGCGAAAACCAUCGAGCAAUUUUUAACGGCGAAGAAAGCCGUCGCGCUGGAUUGUCACGCGCCGAUUGCACUUUUAUCGUGCAAAAAAGCAGACGGGACGACACCGUUGGUGAGUGGAAUGUCCGUGACUGGCUUUUCGGACGAGGAAGAGGGGCAUGUUGGGAUGCAAGAAGAGGUACCGGCGUUGAUUGAGAAAGAGAUGGUGGCGCAAGGCGCCAAGUACUCGAAGGCGGAAGGCGCGUGGGGCGCUCACGCGGUUGUCGAAGGGACGUUGGUGACAGGGCAGAAUCCAGCGAGCAGUAAAGUGUGCGUGGAGAAGUUUGUUGAAUUGUUGGCGUUAACGCAAACUCAAGUAGUGAAUUAA